Molecule: messenger RNA, 435 nt
Organism: Aureobasidium uvarum
Lineage: Eukaryota; Fungi; Ascomycota; Dothideomycetes; Dothideales; Saccotheciaceae
Source: the annotation of a GenBank genome assembly
AUGGAGCACACCAAACCAGAGCCCGACUUGUCAAAGAUCCACAAAGCAGUCGAAGAUGCCCUCACAAAGAUCCAGGACGCGCAAAUCGACAACCAUGACCCCAGCAAAACCAAAGAGGACACGAACCGCGACUUGAUCGAAGCAUCAAACAUCCUGGCUCAAGCCAAGGAAGACAUUGCCGCGAUCGACAGCCUCCCCAGAGAUCAUGCCAUCAAAGGGGCUUCCGACGUUCACGCCCCAAACUGGCCCGAGCUACGUGAAGGCCUCAUCAAACAAGUCAAGAUCCGACUCGAGGCCUUCUACUUUCAGCUCGAGAAAGGGAUGUUGGUCACAAUUGACCCCAAAAUCUUCGAAGGCCAGGCCAGGAGAGAAGCGUCAGAGGUUAUCAUAGGAAAAGUGCAGGAGAUGCCAGAGAUACUGUCCAAGGACCUGUGA